Messenger RNA from Hibiscus syriacus, 847 nucleotides. RefSeq names its product probable methyltransferase PMT2. The transcript is spliced from 4 exons. Bases 161 to 847 code for a protein of 228 amino acids. Gene Ontology annotation, cellular component: endosome; cytoplasm; trans-Golgi network. The record is from RefSeq and is a predicted model, not a curated record. NCBI's taxonomy places the organism in Eukaryota, Viridiplantae, Streptophyta, Magnoliopsida, Malvales, Malvaceae. Gene Ontology annotation, molecular function: methyltransferase activity.
GAUUAAGGACAUUGCCAAACUUCUUUGCUGGGAGAAGAAACAUGACAAGGGUGAAAUUGCCAUUUGGCAAAAGAGGGUCAAUGAUGAAGCUUGCCAUGGUAGGCGAGAUGAUUCCAGUUUCUACAAGGCUGGAGAAGCUAAUGAUGUAUGAUACAAGAAAAUGGAUGCAUGCAUUACUCCUUAUCCAGAUGUUAGUAGCCCAGAAGAAGUCGCAGGUGGGAAACUGAAGCCAUUCCCAGAGAGGCUACAUGCAGUCCCUCCUAGAAUUGCUAGUGGAAGUGUUCCUGGAGUUUCUGUAGAGACAUACCAAGAGGACAACCAGAAGUGGACGAAGCAUGUUGAUGCUUAUAGGAAAAUCAAUAGGCUUAUAGAUUCUGGGCGGUAUCGUAAUAUUUUGGACAUGAAUGCUGGGUUGGGAGGGUUUGCUGUUGCCCUUGAUUCUUCCAAAUUGUGGGUUAUGAAUGUCAUUCCCACCAUAGCAGAGAAAAAUACCCUGGGUGUCAUAUACGAGCGUGGAUUAAUUGGCAUCUACCAUGACUGGUGUGAGGCUUUCUCGACAUACCCGAGGACAUAUGAUCUCAUUCAUGCCAAUGGUCUUUUCAGUUUGUACCAGGACAAAUGUAGUCUGGAGGACGUUCAAUUGGAGAUGGACCGAAUUUUGAGUCCAGAAGGUGCGGUUAUAUUCCGGGACGAGGUAGAUGUUCUCAUUAAAGUGAAGAAGAUAACAGCAGGAAUGAGGUGGGACACUAAGAUGGUUGAUCAUGAAGAUGGCCCUUUGAUUCCUGAGAAGGAAUUGGUUGCCGUCAAACAAUAUUGGGUUGAAGGUGGAAACUCAACAGCUGCAUAG